Messenger RNA from Nilaparvata lugens (brown planthopper), 3300 nucleotides. Its product is annotated as lipopolysaccharide-induced tumor necrosis factor-alpha factor homolog. Lineage: Eukaryota; Metazoa; Arthropoda; Insecta; Hemiptera; Delphacidae. The record is from RefSeq and is a predicted model, not a curated record. Gene Ontology annotation, molecular function: zinc ion binding. The transcript has 5 exons. Bases 388 to 894 code for a protein of 168 amino acids.
CAGCUGGGCUCAGAUGAACGAGAACUGAGAAGUGGAAAUAGGAACACUGUAAUCCCAGCUGAAAACUGAAACAGAAACAAAAAUAAUAUGAUUAGUCAGCUGUUCAUAUCUCUAUCGGUUUUGCUUUUUUCUCUGUCUUAAAUUUAUUUAGCCUUCAAGGCUUCGAUUCAAAAAUUUCCUCAUAAUUUACACGUAAAGCAAAACCGAACAACUUGGUUGGCAAGUACAUCAUAAGUCAUAAGCAGUUUUGGGUGUCGAGUGUUUUUCAAAAUAGUGAAUUUUUAGUUUGUUGUGCAUUUCCUGUGAGAAUUUACUAUUUUCUCACAUAUUUGGAUUGGAAUUCCAUUUUCAGUUAAUAGUAGACACGACAAAAGAAAGAAGAGAAAAAUGGAAAAGUAUCCAAUGCCCCCCGAAAACAUGCCAUCAGCGCCCCCUGCUUACGAAGCAGAAUGCAGACCACCCCCAUACUACCCUGGUCCGAAUGUGCCGCCGGUCCACACUGGACACUCAGUCCCAUUGGUUCAAGCUCCUCCUCCUGGGUUUGCUGCUACUGCUACUGCUGCUCCUUAUCCACAGCAACAAUAUGCAAUGCCUAUUACUCAAGCUCCAACCAGUGUACCUAGUGCCAUAAUAGUUCAAAAUACUGAAAAUAUUGUGGUGCCGUUGGCGGUUGUUGGACCUAAUCAAGUGACCACCACAUGUCCAAUGUGCAGGAAAGUUAUAAAAAGUUCCACUGAAAGGACAGUCAGAUUGGCAGCUCAUCUGGCCUGUAUGGCUUUGUGCCUUGCGCAAUGCUACAUCUGCUGCUGCAUUCCUUACUGGAUGGACAGCUGCUACAGCGUGCAUCAUACUUGUCCUCACUGCAAGUACUUCAUAGGAACAUACAACAAAUAAAUCAUACUAUAAAUAUUAUUUGAUCAUGAGAGCCUUAAAUGUCAUUUUAGAGUUUAUACCUCAUCGAUAAUAUAGAGUUGUGGACGCCUGAAGCUUCUUAUGAAUUGGUAAUAUUGAUCUUUAUCAUAUUGUUUACAAGUGAACUAUUUCCAUGUAAUAUUUAUCUUGCGAUUCCAAGUCAUUCUGCUAAGCCAUAUAGUACUCUCAAGAUUCAUAAACAAGACUUGAUUAGAAUUUUUUUUGUAAGGUGUUGACCACAUGCUCACAUGAUUUCAAUUUUCCAAUUACGCCUCUAAUAAUAUUUUGUAAGCUAGAAAACGAAGUGAUGAAAAUAAUCCACGUGAAUAAAAGUUAUCAGCUUCUUUCCUAUUAUUUUUGUGCAUAAUCAGCUAACGUGGUAUAAGUUUUUAAUUAGAUUUUCUGACAUUCAAAGUUCCUUUUAUGAGAUUAAAGUUCAGUUGAGAUUAGAUAAUCAUGUUUAUAUAAGUGAUCUAGUUAGUAGUUUUAGUUUCCAAAAUUAUUUGAUAUUAAUCUUUAUUUGCUUUUAGUGCUUUUACCUACUUGGAAAGAUGGACCCAUUUUCGAGUGCUUGUAUUUGAAAUACAAGUAUUAAUGAAAUUUACUUACGGUAAAUCAAUAAUUGAAUCUUUCAUUAUUUGAAAUUGACUUAUUAAUGGAAAGAGUUUUCGAAGUAUAAAAAAAUGCUCGUCCUACACAUCGGAGAUUGGAUAGGUUCUAGAUGAAAUUGCACUAAAGGCCUAUUUUCGGCAAUCGCCUUGGAAGAUGAUAUUUAUCAAAGUGAUUAUUUCUUAUGGUGUUCAUGGAGCCGAAUACAGAUUUUGCCACCGCUUAGAUCAAUAUAGUGCAUCAACACAUUUUAAGUGUUACAAUUCCCGCGAAUGCUUUCAAAUUCCUGUUUUAUCAUGGGUAUGAGGAUAGUUCAUUUUGACUCUGCAUUUUAUUGUACGAAUUUUCGAAAUGGGCCCAUCAUUUUUUAUAUUUUUACAUUAUAUAUUAUUUUUUGAACUUGUAUAAUCGACUAAGAAAUUGCUAUAAAAUUUGCAAGGGAUUCAAUUAGCGUAGUAUUAAAUUUUUCCACUGAGAUGAAAUUUCUGUUGCAUGAGAUAAUUAUAGACUUACUUGUGAUGUAAUGUAAUCAGCAAUCAAAAUCAAAUUGAAGCCCAAUUUGAAAUGUGGAAACCAAUAGAAAUGAGGUGCACAUUUUAAUAUUUUUGUCUGGAAAUCAAAAUUUUAUCACAAAAUGUAACAUUUGUAGUUUUUUCGAAAAAAAUCGAAAUAGUUGUAGUUUAGAAAUUUUUCUUCUAUUUUGAAUUACUUGACAAAUGAGAAAUCUUCCAUGAGUAUCAACUUCCGUACAAUUUAUCACAUGUUUAUUUUUUAACACAAGUUCUAGAGUACACCAAAAUAGAGUCCUAGUCAUUACUGCAAUCCUAUUUCUUUAAAGAAGUUUUGAUUGUGACAAUAUAGUAAUGUUUCUUUAUAGAUGAAUUACUGUAUCUUAUAAUUGCUAUUGGAUGUUCUGGUUUUUUAAAUAUUAUAUUAUUUCUAACAAUAACAUUGAUUCUGUCCAGAAACGAUUACAUGUUGGUACUUAUAAUAACGUUUGAAAAAGGAUUUCCUUCUUGAUUAACUCUACCUAAAUAAUGUUGCUUAUUAGGCUAUGAUAUAAAAUUUAGUUGAUUGGCUUCUCCCCCUUAUUAUUUGAUGAUUAUUUUUAUAAUAUAUAUUUGAAUUUCAUAUGUAAAACACUAUACUUUCAUUUAUGAAUAUUGUAGCAAGAUAUAUACUUUCAUUAUGAAUUUAUCUGAAAAUGUCGUAUUUUAGCUCUUUAAACCAAGUGGUUAUCAAACCUUACUUUGCUCAAUUUCGAUAGCUCAUGUUUCACUUGAGAUCUAUUCAAAAUAGUAUUAUUUUCAUGUACAAAUUAUUUGGCAGCUGAUAAUAUAUUUGGCAGCUAAUAAUAUGAUAUCAUCAUAGUCAUAAGACUCGCAUCAUGAACAAGUUGGCAGCAAAACAGUGAAAAUAAGCUACUUUUUCAAAGAUUUAAUCUAUUUAAUAUUUGCUAACGUUCAAUAUUAUCACAAUAUUAUCUAGUGGUUUCAAUUCAUUGAAAAAUGAAUGAAUUCCUCUUGAAUAUUCAUUUAUUGAUUAUUGUUAUUAUAUAGCCUGUAAAAAUAUUAGAUUUAAUACUUCAACAUUAUCAUUGAUUACCUUAAUGAAUUUCAAAAGUUCAUGUAUGUAAGCCAUUUAUUGAAUUAUUCUAUGUAUUUGUAUUAUGAUUAUGAUAUUACUAUUCAUUGUGAUAACUGUUUUUAUACUAUAAUGUUUAAAAAACGUAAUAAAUAUGAAAUAUGUAUUGAAAAUAAAAAUAUCUUGAUGAAGAAU